UUACCAUAGCAACGAAUUACCUGUCUUGGUUUCAUACACAAUUAUUUGACAAACAUUAUAAAAUUCAGUAUGAAAUUAAAUUCCAAAUUAUAAACAGUGUAAUAAAAAUUGUAAGAAAAAAAUAAAAAAAAAAUCUGAAAAUGGAAAUGCCAAUACCAAUUGCCAACGAUUUGGAAAAACGAAUUUCCGAUGCAUUUUGUAUUUUUGACCAUCAUGGUGAUAAGACCAUUGAUGUACGCGAAGUUGGCACUGUGUUGCGUUUCUUGGGUUGUGUGCCGACUGAACAGGAAAUAAAUGAAAUAAUUACGGCCACAGAAACCGAGGACUCCAGCGGUGAGGUGCACUUGACAAGAUUCCUACCGCAUGUUACCCAGCUGUUAAUGGAGCACAAAAUGGAACCAGCUGAACCGGAAAAAUUGCUAGAAGCAUUUCAUGUUUUGGAUCCCGAAAAUCGUGGAUGGCUUACCAAAGAUUAUCUAAGUAAACUAAUGAUGGAAGAGGGUGAACAAUUUACCCAGGAGGAAUUAGAUGAAAUGAUGGCUGUUGCUGUCGAUCCCCUAACUGGCAAUAUACCCUAUGAAUUCUAUCUAAAUCAAUUGAUGCACAAACCUAAAGAUUCAAUUUACGAGAUUGCCGAUAGAAUUCAAGCAGAAAAACUCAAAUCAGCAAAACCUCCUAGAAUAUCAAGAAUUUCCAAAUUUGAAAUUAAAUGAGACUAAUGUAUUUCUUUUCUUUGUCAUUUAAUUUUGUUACAGGUCUAUCUUUAACAACAGCAGAUUUAAAAUAUAGGUACAAAAUAAACGUUUCUAUGACACAAAA
Molecule: messenger RNA, 819 nt
Organism: Musca domestica (house fly)
Lineage: Eukaryota; Metazoa; Arthropoda; Insecta; Diptera; Muscidae
Product: dynein regulatory complex protein 8
Exons: 4
Coding region: 141-713 (190 amino acids)
Molecular function (GO): calcium ion binding
Source: RefSeq, a predicted model, not a curated record